AUGAAAGUGUUGGCUGUAUUUCUGUUUGCCGUAGCGGUCGGCGUUCAGGCGCUGCCGCAAAAUGCAACACCACUGCGCAAAAUCGUACCCAUGGGAAAGACAAUGCCGCUAGUGUCCGGACACCCAGAGGCUGACGACGCAGGGGGCCGCAUCAUAGGCGGCAGCAGCGCCUCGCUCGGCCAGUUCCCGCACCAGGCGUCCAUCAUCAUGGACGACUCGUACCUGUGCGGCGGCUCGCUCAUUUCUACCUCUGCGGUCCUCACCGCGGGGCACUGCGUCUCCGGGUUCAGCACGUGGGAGGUGGGCCUGGGAGGCCUGCGCUACCAGGGCAGCGAGUCCGGCAAGGUGAUCCUGGUGACCAGGUCGGCGACGGCGCACAGCGGCUACAACUCCCAGACGCUCACCAACGACGUCGCCGUCGUCUUCCUGGGCACCAACGUCCAGCUCAGCGGCAACAUCGCGCUUGUAAACCUGCCAUCUCGCUCACAGGCAGGCAACAGCUUCGAGGGCCAGUCUGUGACGGUGAGCGGCUGGGGCCUCACUGCAGACAACGGCAACAACCCGAACACACUGCAGUACACGACGCUGAACGUCAUCUCCAACUCGGCGUGCGCCCAGUACUACGGAAGCUCCAUCGUCUCAUCCACUCUGUGCGCCACGGGACCCAACCGGCAGAGUACCUGCAGCGGUGACAGCGGCGGCCCCAUGGUGAUCGGCUCGACGGGCAGCUUCACCCUGAUCGGCGUCGUCAGCUUCGUGUCGAACGCUGGCUGCGAGAGCGGCGCUCCGUCCGGCUACGCCAGGGUCACCUCCUUCCUCGACUGGAUCUCCAGCACCGCCGGCGUCAGCAUCUCGUGAGGGCACCACUCUCAUCACCUGCUGUGUCUGCGGAA
This is a messenger RNA of Schistocerca serialis cubense, 893 nucleotides long. Its product is annotated as brachyurin-like. Gene Ontology annotation, molecular function: serine-type endopeptidase activity. The record is from RefSeq and is a predicted model, not a curated record. NCBI's taxonomy places the organism in Eukaryota, Metazoa, Arthropoda, Insecta, Orthoptera, Acrididae. Gene Ontology annotation, biological process: proteolysis. The transcript is spliced from 7 exons. Bases 1 to 858 code for a protein of 285 amino acids.